AGGGGCUUUCUUUUCGGCCAUCCUCACCCCCACAGAGUCUGUUCAUUCUCUGUUUCGCACAACCAAAAACCUCACUCUCUAAAUCCCUAGUGCGAUUAGAGUCGGUGAAACCUCAGGAAGAUCGAUCGAACUCUCUCUAGCAUUCGAGGUUAUAAAUGUCUCGGAGAAGAGAGGAGAAGUAUGACUCUACUGAUACUGAAUUGGAAGAUUACAAAUACAUGUACUACAAGGAAUUGAGAGAUGGAAGGGUAAGGGUCAGAAUUUCACGUAAAAUUUUCCAAUGCCCUUAUUGUCAUGACAGGAGGAGGAAAGAAUAUGAUUAUGAAGAGAUUUUCCGACAUGCUUCUCGGAUUGGGAGUGACUCAAAGGGUGCAAGGUUCAAGGACAGAGCAAGACAUUUGGGUUUGUUGAAGUAUUUGGAGAGGUGUAUAGAUACAAAGGGCUUAUCAUCACGGCCCACCGGAAAAACUACUGGCUCUGGGGAUAAGUACAUUGAUGAGAAGAGGAAAUCAUCGCAAUCUCCCACAAGAACAAGAAGUGAACUGGAGAGGCCUGUAGAUGGGAAGACUACAUCAUCAAAAUAUGCCAGUAGAACCACUGAACUGGUGGAGACCGUUGUAGAACUUUCUGAACCUGGUCAAUCCUCCCGAUACACCACAAAAACUAUUGAGCUUUCCAAACGGAAAGCUGGGGAAGAGCUGAUUGUUUGGCCCUGGAUGGCUGUUGUGGCCAACAUUGUUGUGGAAUAUAAAGAUGGUAGGUAUGUGGGAGACAGUGGUAAAAAGCUAAAAGAGGAGUGGGUUAGCAAGGGUUAUAACCUCGUGAAGGUUCAUCCUUUGUGGAACUACCGGGGUCACUCAGGCUUUGCAAUAGUAGAAUUUAAUAAAGAUUGGGAUGGCUUUGAGAAUGCAAUGACAUUUGAAAAAGCAUUUGAAAUGGAAAAUCAUGGGAAGACAAAUUGGCAUUCAGUCAGGCAUAAAGGGGAUAAACUUUAUGCUUGGAUUGCGCGAGAAGAUGAGUACAACAUGAAUGGUCUUAUUGGUGAAUAUCUUCGUAAGAAUGGUGACUUAAAGACAAUUUCAGAUAUUGAAAUGGAAGAUAAGAGAAAAGGCACAAAACUUGUAUCCAACUUAACUAAUGAGCUUGAGGUUAAGAAUAUGAAAUGCGAAGAGAUAAAGAGUGAAAUAAGCAGGACUGAAAUUUUCAUGGGGAAUGUGAUGAGGCAGAAGGAAGAGAUGAUUCAAACUUAUAAUGAAGAGCUGAAGGAAAUGCAGAAGAAUGCAUCUGAUCAACUAGAAAAGAUUUUCACUGACCAUGAAAGGAGUAAAUCACGUUUGGAAGCUCAAAGGCAACAACUUGAAAUGGUCGAGAAAGAACUGGAAGAACGUGAAGCUCUAAAUGAGAGUGAGAAAAGGAAGCUUGACCAUGAGAAGAAAAUGAAUAAGAGGGCAAUUUUGGAGCAAAAGAAGGCUGAUGAAAGUAUGUUGAAGUUGGCAGAGGAUCAAAAGAGAGAAAAGGAGAAACUUCACAAACGAAUUAUUGAACUGGAAAAGAAACUUGACGCCAAGCAAGCACUGGAGUUGGAGAUUGAGCGUAUGAGGGGAGCUAUACAAGUAAUGAAACAUAUUAGUGAGGAUGGUAAUAACGAAGAUAAGAGGAAGAUGGAAUCAAUUAAGAAAGAUCUUCAAGAGAAGGAAGAAGAACUCGAAGAUAUUGAAGCACUCAAUCAGGCACUCAUAGUCAAGGAGCUUAAAAGCAAUGAUGAGUUGCAGGAAGCUCGCAAAGAGCUAAUUAAUGGUUUGAAGGACAGCCGUGCUUUCAUUAAUGUCAAGAGAAUGGGAGAGCUUGACGAUAAGCCAUUCCACACAGCAGCCAAGAAAAAGUAUAUGCAUGAAGAAGUAGCGGAGAAAGCAAUAGAGUUGUGCUCCUUGUGGGAGGAUUACCUUAGGGAUCCAAGCUGGCAUCCUUUUAAGAUCAUCCCAGUGGGAGGAGAUCAUAAGGAAAUAAUUGAUGAGGAGGAUGAAAAACUGAAAAGUCUGAAGGAUGAGUUUGGUGAUGAAGUCUAUGAGUCUGUGACAACAGCACUGAGCGAGAUGAAUCAGUACAACCCCAGUGGUCGGUACCCCCUGCCAGAGCUAUGGAAUUCCAAGGAGAAAAGGAAGGCAACAUUAAAAGAGGCAGUAUCAUUCCUAUUGAAACAAUGGAAGUUACAUAAACGGAAGAGAAACUAAAAGUUUGUGGGUGGGUUCUGUAAAUUUUGCAUAGGAGAGUUCUGUCAUGAAAUAUUUACAAAUUUGAUUAAAGAGGAGAAGAAUUAGCUGGAAAUGGACAGCACUGAUUUAAAAAAAUAGAAGGAACAAAUUGCUCUAUGUUACUCUGGAUCAUAGUCUUAACAGAAACUUGAUUAAGUAUUGUAUGCUACACCAUUGCAUUUGGAUUGAAUGGUCGUGGAUUUGAAAGGUGUAUGGGAGAUUUUAUUGUA
Messenger RNA from Camellia sinensis, 2482 nucleotides. RefSeq names its product protein INVOLVED IN DE NOVO 2. Gene Ontology annotation, biological process: gene silencing by siRNA-directed DNA methylation. The record is from RefSeq and is a predicted model, not a curated record. Lineage: Eukaryota; Viridiplantae; Streptophyta; Magnoliopsida; Ericales; Theaceae.